Sinocyclocheilus rhinocerous is the source of this 16561-nucleotide messenger RNA. It is a transcript of the gene pkd1a, whose product is annotated as polycystic kidney disease 1a. Gene Ontology annotation, cellular component: plasma membrane. Gene Ontology annotation, biological process: calcium ion transport. The record is from RefSeq and is a predicted model, not a curated record. Gene Ontology annotation, molecular function: protein binding; monoatomic cation channel activity. Lineage: Eukaryota; Metazoa; Chordata; Actinopteri; Cypriniformes; Cyprinidae. The transcript has 47 exons. The coding region runs from base 477 to 13964 and encodes 4495 amino acids.
GAUCAUGCCACUUGCCUUUAUAUCAUUACCAUCCAAUGCAUUUAGGUGUUCCUAACGGCAAAUUGUGUGGUCACUGCAUAUGACAGUGUAAUAAUAAAUAAAGUCUAAAACAACAAGUUAUGGCAAUAUAUUGGGUUGUAAUAACCAGUAGCUUGUGUUUUGUAAGACGAAGCCUCAUCCAGUGGAGAGCAGCGGCGCUGCAGGAUGGGAGAACGAGAGGAAGUUCUUCAGGAACUUCUGGCAGAGCAGAAUCCAGAGUUUUUUCUCCCCUCCUCUGGAGAAGAAGUGAAUCUAGUUCCGUUAACGGAGGAAUAGAGGGGGGGCGUCAUCGAACUUGGGGGAAAACGCGAUUUCCGACGCAUUCUUGCUUUCUGCGCCGUUUCUCUUAUGGAAAAACUGGGAAAAGAGUGAACUUUCCUCCCCGCGUCCCGAGGAAAACUUCACCAACAGAAGGGGCGAUGAGAUGCGAGUGAGCUAUGCCUUGUAGAAAUGGACAGAUUGUGUUUAAGCGAAAACAUGGCGUCUGUCUCCCAAAGUUUGGAUUAUUUUCCAGUCUGCUCUUUGCGCUCUGCUGCCUCGAGGCGCGCUCGGGCGUCACGGCAGACGGGAGAGCGUGCAGCCCGUGUCCGGGUAACUGCUCGUGCUCGGCGGUGGGACCGCAAAAUUUGUGCGUGGUUAAUUGUUCCAACAUCGGACUGGAUCAGGCCCCAGCGGCGUCCGACCUACCGACCGACACGCACGCUCUAGAUCUAUCCAGAAACCACAUUGCCUCUGUGGAUUCCAGCCUCUUUGAUCACCUCACCGCCCUCAAGGAGCUGUAUCUUCAGAGCAAUCGUCUGGUCACUCUUCCUCGCGGGAUCUUCGACUGUGGGCCGUUAGCUGUGCUAGAUUUGAGCAACAACCAGAUCACCACCAUCGAGGAACGAAUGUGUGAUCAUUUAUUGAAUUUAACUACAAUAGAUCUGAGCUUUAACCCAUUCGUCUGCGACUGUAAGCUGGUGCGCUUGGUGAGCUGGCUGCAGGACCAGGGCAUUCGAGUGAAGCGACCCAACUCUAUGCUCUGUGACCGGCCACCCGAGGUGAAAAACCAACCGCUGCUCAACGUCAGUGUGCACACCUGCGGGCUGACGUACGCGGGCUGUCUACAGGACGAGGAGCAUGCGGCAGGCGUGGAGCUGGUCAUCUUCUCCUCCUCCACUCCCGGUUCGUUCUCGCGUGAGGAAUGCAACUCCAAAUGCUUCCAUGAGAACCAGCUCUACGGCGGUCUGGGUCAGCAGAGAGAGUGUCUGUGCAGCACCAACUCAGAGCCCAAUCACAUCAGCGAGUCCCAGUGUUCGGCCGCGUGCUCGGACCCGCUGGUCAUGAAGGAGUGCCGCUGGACUGUGGCGCAGGACGUGUUUCAGGUGAAUUUCUCCGCCUCUCUUCCUUCUCGCCGUGUGUCUGUUCAUUCCGAGGCUGUCCUGUCUGUCGCCUCGUCCGUCUUCCCUGCCUCUUUCUCAUGGGACUUCGGUGACCUUUCACCCCGGGUCAAUACCUCUACACCCAACACCACGGCGAGGCAUAAGUACGGUGUCCCGGGACGGUACCAGGCUCAAGUGAGUCUCUCAGCAGGUCACCAGGAGAUCGUGGCGCAGGGGAACGUGAGCGUGGAACUGCCCCCUCGACUCGAGCUCCACUGCCCCGAACUCAUAGUGGCCAAUCAGAGCCUGGAGGAGGCGGUUUCUCUGGUCAACUGGGGCGGAGUGGGCGUAACCGUGGACUGGAGGAUCACGAAGGAUGGAAGUGAGAUAGCAAGAGCGGAGCCGCUGUGUUUGCCAGAUGCGAUCCAUCACGCUGACUCAUCCCGCUGUUUCCUGUUGGUGUCGGAGGAAGUCAGCUGGUCAGAUGCACGUCGGAAUUGUUCAGCCCGUGGGGGGGAGCUCGCCGUGGUGCAUUCCCAAACUGUCCGGGACCUUCUGGCCCCUCGAAUCACACAGGAGCGCGGCGUGUGGUUGGGUUUGAGCGAUCAGUACUCUCCCCGUGUCCUGUGCUGGGUGGACGGUUCGGAGUCCUCUGAGCAGCCCCACAGCGACACACACCUCUGUGCCCAACACACCCGCCGGGAGCGUAGAGGUUGUGGUGACCUCUGCGCCCCCAUCACUGUCUGUCAGGCCCCGGAUGAGUGGAUCAACGACACAUCCGUCCCAUCAGCGGCCACAGCAUGUCCAGCGGGACGCCAGUACUGUCCGUACACUGAGCGCUGUCUGCCCUUGGCCAGCCCCUGUCAUCCCGGAGCUUGUGUGAACUGUUCUGGGGUCAGUCCUCUGCCUGCGGGCACACAGUAUCCUGAUUACAGACUCGUCAGGGAGGUGCUGAUCACCCUUCCAGCCGGACCGCCAUCCAACGUCCUGGUCCAGGAUGGCAUAGAGGACUUAUUGGUUUCCCCUGGCGACUUCUUUGCCCUGCAGCACGACGCCGGGCCGUCAGGACUCCUCCAGUGCUCCUCUGACCCCUCGUCGCCAUGGAAACAGAGUGUGCUCAUCCAGAACCGCUCCAAUUGGUGGGACGCAAACGAGACGCUUCAGGUGGAUGCGGAGGGCGGCUGGGAGGAGGACAUGGUGUGCCAGGUGAGGGUGCUGUAUGUGGGGCAGAACAGCACCGCGCUGCAGGGUUCCUUUCUCCGCUCUGGCCUCCCUCAGCUUGGCGACCACAGUUUGGAAGUGACGUCCAGCGAUGAGGAUUUUCCUGUCACCGCAUCCUGUCCCAUCCAUGUCGUUCCACCUCUGGGCCCAACCGUGAUCUAUCCCACCAAUCGCAAUGGGACGGUGUACUUCCUGCCCAAUCAGACGUGGAUUCUCGUCAUGGUCCGCUCGCAGCACGACGCUCAGAUUGGGUGGCAGGUCAGCAACGAGACCGUUCCCGUUCAUGACACGUGUCCCGAGAACCUGAUGGCGAAAGUGGCCGAAUGCAGGCAGCCCGACCCGUACAACGACACCAUGUUCGCAUGGUUUGACCUCCAGCUCGGGUCCACACCGGAGCAGACCAACGUGCUGCUUCACGUCCAGAGCAACGUUACCACAACAUCGCUACAAAUUCAGGCGAGGGUGCAAGAACCUCUCCAGGGGCUCGUCAUCAAACCCCAUCCUGCUCACAGAGUCCUUAUGGAGUCCGUAGUGAGUUACACGGCUUCUGUGGAGGGAGGUACGGACCCGUCGUUCAAAUGGACGGUGGAUGAUAAACCAUACUUCACAUACUAUAACAGCAUGUUAAAUAUCAUCUACCAGAACACAGCAGUGUACAAACUCACGGUAACGGCUAUGAACCAGGUUAGCAUGCUGACAGAGCACUUCAACGUCACGGUGGACCGCAUGAACCCGAUGACUGAGCCGACCGUCCAUGGAGUCCCCAAAAUCGUGCAGCAGGGUUUGCCCCUGAACCUCUAUGCAUCGGUGAAGAUAGACAUGGCGGUGGAUGUCGCCUUCUGGUGGUGGUUUGGAGAUGGAGGAAACCGUACACAUCAGUUUAAGCCCCCUUACGAUAACCCCGCUAGUAACCAGGUGGUGAUUCAUGACGAUGUGUCAUACAUUUAUGCACAGCCAGGGGAGUACACCCUAUUGUUCUCUGCUUCCAACCGCUAUGAGAACAAGACAUGCAAGGUCAACGUAUACGUCUUUAGCAUUCUGACAAGUGUGCGAAUCGAGAUCAACCCACCCCUGCUACGUGCUGAAAAACCAGCUGACUUUGAGGCCCACCCCCUACCGUCUCCCUAUGGCAUCAUCUACACCUGGAACUUUGGUGACAAUUCGAGUGUCCAGCAGGGACGUGAACGUAGGGUUCCUCACGCUUACAAUCACAGCGGUGUCUACAAUAUCUGCGUGAAUGUGAACAACACCAUUAGCUCGACAGACACCUGCAUGGAAGUUAUUGUCUAUGAGGACGUUAGGGGCUUGGAGGUGAUGCCAUCUGCUCCCACGGAACGCAACAUGCCUACCAUUGUCACGGCAAGUCUGGAAGCAGGCAACAAUGUAACUUGGAGCUUUGACAUGGGUGAUGGAACAGUGCACACUGGUGUGGUACCCCAAGCUGAAUAUACGUACAGGAAAGAUGGAAACUACACCGUAAAUGUCACCGCAAAGAAUGCUGUGAGCUCUCAGUGGGUAACAAUACCUGUUGAGGUGUUUGUGCUACAGGUGUUAUCGCUAGAACCUUCUGGGUGCAUUCAAGAAAACAAAGAGGUACGUUUCCAUGCAUUUGUGUCAGGGAACGCUUCAGGACAUCAGUAUGUGUGGAGUUUUGGAGACGGAAGCCCCAAUGAAACUCAGUAUGGAACACCACUGAAAACACACUCAUACGUUAAGAGUGGAGAGUACCAUCUCUCGCUACUUAUGUCAAGUGAAGCUAACAAGGCUAAUUUUUACACAAGGAUCUGCGUCCAACCUGAACUCACAACAGUGUCUUUGUUUCCUCUGAGAACACACAUCAAGUUCGGUGAGGAGAGCAAAUUUACAGUAGCUGCCUUCCCAGAAUUUAACUACACCUACCUAUGGGAUUUUGGGAUUCUUGACACAAGAGGUCCUGUUCGAGGUGGUAAGGAGAUGGCCUUUACAUUCAAGAGUCCUGGGGAAUAUCUGGUCACAGUUUCUGCGCUCAACAACAUCUCCUGUAUCAACGACUCUGUUUUAGUUGUGGUGCAAAAAUCUGUAGUUUUUUUGCUGAUCAGCCAUAAUGGAGAUAAAGAGAACAAUCUUUCUUUACACCAAGACUAUGCUUUCAAGGCAUCUUCAGACUCUGUGAAUGCUGUCUACAUCUGGGAUUUUGGAGAUGGGAUUCAACUUAAUGGGACAAACGUAUCACAUGCUUACAAUUCCUCAGGCAGGUUUAACAUCACUGUUACAGGCAAGAAUGAAGUUAGUGAAACCAAAAAUGAGAUUUCCGUUGUGGUCUUGGCACCAAUCACUGGACUGUCGGUAAAUGCCAGCCUUGUCAAUGUCCCUUUGAACACUUCCGUCCACUUUGAGGCACACCUUGACCAAGGAGAUGAUGUAAGGUACUCUUGGAUUCUCUGUGACCGGUGCACCUCUAUCCAAGGCACUCACACCAUGUUCUACACUUUUCGCUCUGUUGGGACCUUCAAUGUCAUUGUUACUGCAGAGAAUGACAUCGGUACGGUUCAGUCAAGCAUUUCCAUCUUUGUGCAGCGUGAGUUGGAGGGCUUACAGAUAGUGGCUGAUGAGCUUAUUGAAGGAUGCUGUUUUGCAACCAACCGUGUCCUUCACUUACAAGCCUCAUUAAAAGAGGGCACCAACAUGACCUUCAGCUGGAACCUUCUGAGGGAACAUGAGAACCAUGACUACAACCUCACGGGCAAGACCAUAGACAUCAAUUUUUUCACCCCCGGUCCUUGUGAUGUGCUCCUCAAGGCAACCAACUUGCUUGGCCAGCUGGCUGUGAACAAAACUAUUGAGUUUCUGGAUCCUGUGAGGGAGCUGGUCAUUAAGAUUUCACCAAACCCUGCUGCAGUAAAUGCUAUGACAAAUAUGACAGUAUCUGCAACUUUUGGGACGGCCCUCCAUUACAGAUGGUGGGCAAAUGGUGAACUGUUAACAUCUGACAUGUCCUCUGUCAUGCACAGUUUCAGAAGUGCAGGUUUGAAACUGGUUAAAGUGGAGGUUUCCAACAAAGUCAGCUCGGAAAUGGUCUCGAAGUGGAUCAGCAUUCAAGAACCGAUCUCGGGAUUGACUUUCAUCGCCACAAAUGUUACAGAGAACUUUGUAGCAUCGGGGGACAAUGUUUCGCUGCGUGCAGAAACACAGAUGGGAUCCAGCAUUUCGUGGAUGUGGCUAUUGCCAGACAACACAAAAUCGAACCAACGCACCACGUCCUAUAUCUUCCCCAAACCGGGAAUUUUCACUGUUGUGUUGAAUGCCACUAAUGACAUCAACAGAGAAACAUGCUCACGUGACUUUACUGUUCAAGACCGUAUCCAGGGUCUGGAGCUCAAGGCCAGCAAACAAAUUGCUGCGGUUGGGGAAAACGUUGAGUUUACCAUCUCUGUAUCAUCUGGAACUUCUGUUAAUUUCAUCCUGAGCAUUAGUGGUGAUGCAACUGUCGUUCUGAACAAUCAAACCUACAUCCACCAGUUCACUAGUGUGGCCAAGUACUACGUCAACCUUACUGCCCACAACCAGGUGAGUUCUGAACGAAGGACUCUGCAUAUUGAAGUCAUGGAGCCUGUGACCAAGUUGACUAUAAAGGACUGCUGUGAUGCCGCUAUACCUGUUGGCGUAUCUAGGGCUUAUGUAGCAUGCACGCCAACACGUGAGCCGCUGACCAUUCUGUGGACCUUUGACCUUCAUCAUGGUCUCAAGAUUUCUCAGGUUGGCAAGUCAGUGACAUAUGCGCCAGAACAGCCAGGCAAUCUGACCAUAUUCCUUAGAGCAUUCAAUUCCCUGAAUGGAUUAAAUGUGACCAAGGUUAUACGAGUUCAGAACAGUAUCAGGUCAGCCACCUUGGAUGCUCAACCAAGCGACACCUUCGUAAACAAGACGGUCAGCUUCCAUGUGGGAAUCACUCCUAUUUCCACUCCAGCGACAUAUCAGUGGGACUUUGGGGAUGGUACUUCUGCAGCUGUAACAACUACACCUUCUCUGAGCCAUAUCUACAUCCUUCCUGGUCACUAUGUGGUGCGAGUCAAUGUCAGUAACCUGGUGAGCUUGGUUACAGCACAGGUUGAUGUUAACAUCUCUGUCCUAAAGUGCGACGAACCAGAAGUUCAGAUCAUUCAAGCUCCACGACUCGCCAUCUGGCGUUACCAGCCAACCUUGGUAGAGGCCAAUGUGAACUUAAAAGGCUGUGGCCUCUAUGGAGUAGAGUACCUCUGGGAGAUCCUUACCACCCCUCGCUGUCAGGAUGAUGAGAAGAAAGGUCCACCACCAUCUAAGGUCCGUCUCCCUCCAGAAGUCAACGUCCGGAGGCUCCAACUUUCAGUGCCCAAGAUGUCGAUUUCUGCUGGGAACUACACUCUAGUUUUUUCUCUGUCCUAUGAGGGGGUGCCACUACGGAAGGCAGCCUGUAUUCAACUUUCAGUCAUGUCCAAAAAGCUGGUGCCAAUCAUUGAGGGUGGCACAUACCGUGUAUGGUCCAAAACUCAAGAUUUGCAUUUGAGUGCAGAGCAGUCCUACGACCCUAACUUGGACCUGGAGAACCAGCCCCUGCUCAACUACCACUGGGAAUGUGUGAGCACUUCAAAGGGCCCAGCUCACUGCUCCACUCUGCAUUUCGGUUUGGGGCCAAGCGACCCGGUUCUGGGAAUCUCUGGUUCUGAACUGGAGGUGGAUGUUGAGUAUACCUUUCGCCUGUCCGUCAGCAAAGAAGGCAUGACCCCAGAAUCCACAAACCAAACGGUGUGGGUGCAGAACGGUCGCAUCCCGAUGGUGUCGCUGGAGUGUGUGUCGUGCAAAGCUCAGUCUCGCUACGAGAUCAGUCAGAGCUCUUAUGUGUACCUGGCUGGCACCUGCAAUAACUGUCACAGCUCACACAGAGGGCGCUGGACGGCGAUGACUGGAGGGAACGAGACGCUGGUGCUGGAUCUGAACACCACCACCACAGGCAGCGACAGCAUGAACCUGGUCCUGCGACAGGGCAUCCUCCGUGACGGAAACUCCUACAUAUUCAGCCUCCAUGUGACCGAUGACAGCAUGGACCGCGAAGGAGUGGCCUACAUCGAGCUCCACCCCAACCUGCCGCCUGCCGGCGGGACAUGUUCUCUGUGGGCGGAUGGGGACGGGCCUCAGGUGCGCACACUGCUGGAGAGAGUGCACUUCAACUGCUCAGGUUACACUGAUAUGGAUGAGACAGAGUCUCCGCUGGUCUUUAGUCUGCUAGCGGUGCGCUGCUCUGGGAUGUACUGCGAGGAGUUCUGUGUGUAUAAAGGCACGAGUUCAGAACAUUCGGCCUUCCUGCCGCCGGGUUUCAGCUCGGCCCGGUACCAAGUGACUGCGCUUGUUAUGGUGGAGGACCACCAGGGGGCGACAGUCAUGGCCCGCAACAAGUCGAUGGAGGUGGUGCUGCCGGCGGUUCCUGACGGAUUCAGCUGUCUCCCUCACUGGCUCAGCAAUCUAACCGACUCCACCCUGAGAGAGCUGCUCCGUCAGGGAGAUUCACAGAGAGUACGGGAGCUCUCGCUCGCUCUCAUCACCGUCCUCAAUGAGUAUGAGCAGGGUGUUUCCCGCAGACGUGAGCGCGUGUCUAAGGCAGAGCGUCAGUAUCGCGUGAGCGUCAGAGGAAACAUCACCAGAGCGCUGACAUCACUGGACCUCACCACGGUCAAUGACAUCCAGCAGACAUCAGCGGCGCUCGCGCAGUGCACGGCUGUGAGUCGAGAGUUUGUGUGUGAAGAGUGUCAGAACAGCACUCUGGACAAACUGGAGUCGAUGUUAGAGAUCCUGCAGACAGACACUAAACAGGGCACAGUCACCCCGACCGAGAUAGCAGACAACAUACUCAAUAUCAUGGGUGACCUGAUCCACCAGGUGAGCCAGGCUGCCUCCUCUCCACCUCCGGAGGCCGAGGACCGCGGCGACCUCUCCCAGCAGCCUCCGUUUCUCUUAGAGGAGCAGCAGCAUCACCCGCUGCGGGUGGCCGCUAAAGCCUACACCCUGUCCUCCGUCCUCAUGCGAAUCCUCAUGCUGGGCCGCGUCCUCAAUGAGGAGCCCCUGAUCCUCCGCGCGGCCGAGAUCGCAACCGCCGGCAAACGCGCCGACCCGCAGAGCCUGCUCUGCUACGGCGAGAGCGACGCGCCUGAGUGCCGGCGUUUUUCCAUCCCGCGAGCGUUCAACAGCAGUCUGGGACGGGCAGCAGGGGGUGCUCUGGCGCCCAACAGCGAGGAUGGCAUCGUGCAGCUGCUGUUCCAAGUGGAGCCCAAUCCCUUUCCGUUCAACUACAUCGCCAAUUACACCGUGUCGACGGAGGUGGCGUCCAUGGAGUUUCGCACGGUGAACGGGACACAGAUUCCCAUCUCGGAUCUGGACGACAGCCAUGCCAUAACAGUUGCCGUUAAUAACGGGAGCGCGGCUGGGCUGGACGGUAACGGAUUGGAGGCUAUCUUGCCGCCAGCGGGAGCCGAGAACAUCAGCCGCUGCGGUUCAAUCAUCGUGAGGGUGAGCACGAGGAACACCAACAGACAAGCGGGAAUCUACGUCCAGCUCAACUUCACCGUACUAGACGAUUCUCCAGAAAAGUGGGAAUUGGAUCCAUUCAUCACAGCAUAUCUGCACACCUCCGAAUGGCCCAAUGAAUACAACAGCACUGACAGGAAACGCAUCACACUCGAUAUGACGCGGGGGCGGGACCUGGACCACCGACUCUACACUUUCUUCCUGUCUCCGAAGUCCUAUGACACCACGCGUGAUCACUUCAUAAACGUGUCGACGGGCUGCGGCGCAGACGAUCCGCAUCUGAUCCGGCUGGAGGUGGCCGUCUUCACCUCGCUGUGUCAGUAUUUCAGCGAGAGCAGCAGUCAGUGGCGGACGGACGGCAUGCAUCCGCUUCCCGAGACCAGCGUGAGCCGAGCCGUGUGUCGCACGCAUCAUCUCACCGCUUUCGCCGCGAGUCUGUUCGUUCCCGUCGACGCCGUCUCCUUCAUCAUUCCUGAGCGUUCGGUGGCUCGUAGUCUGGUGGUGGUGCUGGUGUGUGUGAUCGGACUGCUGUGUUACGCUGUGGCCGGUGCUAUAAUGCGCAAGCUGGAUCAGAUGGACCUGAGACGGGCCUCUGUGGUGCCGCUGUGUGGGAAGGACGGUCUGUACAAGUACGAGAUCCAGGUGAAGACCGGCUGGGCUUACGGAGCAGGAACCACGGCUCACGUCGGCAUCAGUCUUCACGGCAGUGAGAGCCGCAGUGGACACAGACACCUGGACAGCAUCGGCGCAUUCGCUCGAAACAGCCUGGACAUCUUCCACAUGGCCUCCGACAGCAGUCUGGGCAGCGUGCUCAAGAUCCGCGUGUGGCACGACAACAAAGGUCUGUCUCCUGCAUGGCUGCUCCAGUACGUCCUGGUGAAGGACUUACAGACGGGCAGCAGUUAUUUCUUCCUGGUUGAGGAAUGGCUCUCGGUCGACAACGAGAAAACGGACGGCAGAGUCGAGAUAGAGGUGGAAGCUUCAGAGGAGGCGGAGCUGCGUGACUGGCCGCGGCUGCUGUCCUGGGAGCUGCAGAGGGCCGUGUGUGAGAGCCACGUGUGGCUGUCGCUAUGGGAACGACCUCCGCGGAGCCCCUUCACGCGGCUGCAGCGGCUGACCUCCUGCACGCUGCUCAUGCACCUCUGCAUGCUGGCGAACGCAGUGUGGUACGGCACCGUCUCCUACGGCAACAGCUCUACGCCGGUGUCUGCUGUGGUCUCUGUGAAUGUGGAGACGCUGUGGGUGGGGCUUGUGAGCUGUCUGCUGGUCUAUCCUGUCUACCUGCUCGUCUUCUGUCUGUUUAGACUCAGCCGCAGUAAGGUCUCUGUGGAGCAGCUUCCUCCUCAGGUGGACCAGGAGUCUUUAGAGAUCGAUGACUUCCUGGAUAACUCACUGACAGGAAGCUCUUUUCUGAUGCUGAAUGGAAUUCCUGGAGAGCCUACUUAUCUUCAGAGGUGGAGCAUUCCUGACUGUGAUUGGCCGGAUGUGUUGACCGACCCGUCUGUGGAGAUGGGGCCGGUGUUCCCGCCUCGGCUCAAGAGAGGUCAGGGCAGCAGACAUCUGGGUGUGGACAUUCCCUUCAGUCCCGACGAGGAGGACACCGUCUGUGACAACAGCCACAGGAACAAAUACUUCUCCUCUUCAGAUGAGGAUCUAAUCAAGCGCAUUCUGGCCGAUGGACAGCUGCUGUCUCAGACGGACAGUGACACGGGCGAUCUCUCCAGUAUAUUCGGUGAUAAAACAGAGGUGAUUCUGCUGCAAAAGAUGAAUGAACCUGUUCCGUGUGCAGCAUUUAGACGAGACCCUCCCAAAACUGCCUUUACAUCACGCACAGUGGUGACGGAUGUGUGUAAGCCCAGGCCGUUUCCUCCUCUGUGUGGAUUGGCUGCUCUGUGGGCCAGCUGGGUGGGGCUUGUCCUGUCCAGCAGCCUAUCAAUGUGGUUGGGGCGGAGCUUCAGCGAGGGCGUGGCUCUGAUGUGGCUCAUCUCCUGCAUUGUCAGUUUCCUGUCGUCAUUCCUCCUUCUCGAACCUCUGAAGAGUGUGUAUUUCUCUCUGGUCGUGGGCCGUCUGAGAGCUGAAGAGCAGGAUGUUCUGGUGGACUGUCCGCGUGUGGAGAGAGUGGUUCAGCGAAUCCCGAGAGUGAGGCCUCCGCAGGGGUUCGCUCUCUCACAGGCCCGAGAGGAGGCGCGCAAAGUCCGCCUGCUGCACACCAUGCUGAAGGGUUUCCUGCUCUACAUGCUGUUCCUGCUGGUGGUUUUACUGCUCAACUACUCAGACUCGACCAAAGACGCCCAUCGCCUACGACUGCACACUCAACUGCAGGAACACUUUCUCACAGAACACUUUAACAACAUCAGCAGACGUGAGGAUGUGUGGGCGUGGCUCUCAGACUCCCUGUUACCACGGUUACUGGAUGGGCCCGACCUGAUGGAGAAGACGGGCAGCCUGCUGAUAGGUCGACCCCGCCUCAGACAGCUGAGAGAUCAGCCAGAAUGCCCCGUCAUUGGCUAUUUCCCAGCAGCCUCUUGGUUUGGGUGUGUCUCGGCCAGGUGGGCGGAGUCAGCCUCAGGAUUGACGCAGAACUGGAGUAUUAGUACAGCUGAGAGCAGCGGUGUGUGGCACUGGGGGCAGGUGUCUGUCUACAGCAACACUGGAUUCGUGCAGGAUCUCAGCAGGACCAUGCAGGACUCUAGAGCUCUGAUCAAACAACUCAACACACACCAGUGGCUCGACCCGCUGACCAGGGCUCUAUUCGUGGAGUUUCCCCUCUAUAACAUCAACACCGAUCUGUUGGCCGUCUUCACGUUCCUGCUGGAGUUUCCUGUAUCUGAGCAUGCUCAGUUGAGUCUGGACCUCAAAACCUGCAGCCUUCACACGCUCAGUCAUGGCAUUGACCUUCCCCUGUUCCUGACGCUUCUUCUGCUGGUCUUCGUGAUCUAUUUUGCUGUACGUGAGGGCGCGGUUGCUUGGAAACAGGGCCGUGGCUAUUUCCUGCGUUUGUGGAAUGUAGCAAGUGUUUGCAGUCUGCUGUUGGCGAUUUGUGUCGCCAUGCUACACCUGAGUCGCUCCAUACUCUCCGCCCACCAAUGGGGGUCAUUUCUACAACAACGGGACACUUUUACGGACUUUUUUCCUCUGGCUCAACAGAACCAGGUUCUAACCCAACUCAGCGCGACUCUGCUCUUCCUGCUGAUUCUCAAGGCAUCACACCAGCUGCGUUUCAUGAGAGAAUGGGGGUUUUUCGGGAGAACGCUAAGGAGAUCUUUCUGGGAGCUGCUGACAGUUGCUGCCGCUCUACUCGUGUUCCUGUUGGCAUACUCGCACACUGGACACCUGCUUUUCCACUCUGUCAUGGAGGGCUAUGGAACUGUUAGCUCUACUUGCUUGAAGUUACUAAGCUCUAGUGGGCGUGGACUGUUGUCAUGGCGACCGGACAGUGGCUCCUCCCCGUGUUCUGCUUCCUGUUUCAUCUUCCACAUUAGCUACACUCUCCUCAGACUUGUUUUGCUGUGGCUUUUGAUCUCGGCGUUGCUAAGGAACUAUCAUCGGGCAAGGGCAGAACUGUACCGACCAGCCGUUGACCUGCAGGACUAUGAAAUGGUGGAGUUGUUCCUGAGACGCCUCAAAAUGUGGAUGGGGCUCAGCCGUGUUAAAGAGUUCCGGCACAAGGUGCGAUUUGAAGGUAUGGAGCUCCCUCCUUCACGUUCCUCUUCAACUAGUGACUGCAAGUCCUUGUGUCUUCCUCCUCUGGACACUCCUGAGGCUCCCCCAACCCCUGACAGUGUUGACGGAAGAUCUGAGGCCUCCUGGCGGCCCACAUCCAGCAGCCCUUGUAGUCUGGCUGAAGCCCCAGGUCUGGGACUAGGCCUCACAGGCCUUGGGGUGAUAGUUGGAGGCCAAGGCUGGAAAGAGAGAGCCGAGAUGGAGGCAACACUCCGCAGAAUCCUCCCAGCUUUUGAUGCUUUGCUUCUGCAGCUGGACCGGGUCACCCACACCACAGAGGAACUGUAUCGAACAGAGUGCCGCCUAGAGAGGCUGGUGAGGAAGAGUAGAGAACGAGGCAGAGGGGUGCGCCGCCACAGAAGUCUGGAGUCUGCAGGACAGAAGAGACAUAGAUACAAGGGGACAGACAGGAGCACACAAGUGGCUGAGAGUAGUAAAUAUCCCCCGAGAACUGAAAUAAGUGCAUCUGCGUCUGAGAGAAAUCUUCACAAGAGAGAUCGAAGAUCAAGGAAAUCAGACACGUUCUCACAAAUCACAAGUGCUCUUCCUACAAGCAUCAAUAAUGUGGACUCGAGUCCCCACAGGACUGAUAGUCUCCAAAAGAGUCAAGAAACCCCUGGUACUGUGGUGGCAGAUGUUGGCAUGACUGAGAAAGACUCUCACAAGGUGGAUUCAGGUCCCCUCAAAGCACGUCCACCUGAGGGGGACAGUAGUCCACCCAGAGGCCAAAAGUCUGACAAAGCUUCUCAUAAAGUAAAAGGAACCUUCAACAAGGUGGACCCAAAUUUCCAAAGGGAUUCUGAGGUUGCUGGCUGUGCCAGCAAACCUGUCCCUACCCCUGUUCCCACUCCAGCAUCUGCUUCCUCAGCUGCUCCUGUUUCUGCCAUAACUACCCCCGUACCGAUCCCUCGCUCCCACGGGUGGAUUCCUCCCAGCAACAGCGAGAACCUUCCCUCCAGUGUAUUCCGGCACCCUGCACACACUACUACGAAUCCCACCCGCAAACGCAAGCACAAACCUCCCCCACUUAAAAACAAGGUGCACCCCAACACAGACAGACCUAUCUCAGGACACCCCAAACCUUGAGAUCCCAAGGUUCCAACAGUCAGUACACAAGUAAAAGGCAGGAAUUAGGAAUUCAGUCAUAAGGCUUAGGAACUCAAGGAAUGUUAAAGCUCAAGGGUUACAGCUUUUCAUGAAGAAAGGAGGACCUGGCGACAGCAGGUUUUGUAACCAGGCCCUCAAGAAGAGCGUAAGCAAUACUAGUUGCUUAAAACCAAAUAAUACACCUUAGCCUUAAGUUCCAACCCACACAUCUUUCGAUUGGUAACGCCUUACUAGAAGUCUCAAAAUGGAAAUUGGGUGCAGGUCACCAUGGUUUCUACAAUCCUCAAGAAGUUCUACUUGAUGCAAGAUGCCCUUUUCCUUCUUCUUUCACAGUGACCUCAAGUCCAACCUCUUGACCCUGGUGGUCAACACAGUUGAAACCGACAAGAGCACACCUUGUGCUGUCACAGUGCAGAACAAACUCUUGAAAGAGACAAUGAAGGACUACAACAGCACGCCUGUUGAUGCAGGAUGGCUAAAGCUUGAUGGUAUUUGUUGUACAAUGUUUUUAGUUAUGUUUGAUGAAUCAUGUUCUUUUUUUGUAUUGUUGUUGAAGGAAGCUAUAUUAAGGUCAUGGGUGUAUGUAUUGCCCAUCGAUGCAGAAAAGGCACAGCUUAUUCAAAAAGGGCUCACACUGACAAACUUGCACACAUACAGACAUAAAAACACCUAGACAUGCAGGUACAUAUUUGAUGCCAUUACAUAAAUAUUGAGCUAUGCUUCAAGGUACUUAUGCAUAAUUCAUGCUUCUUAAUAUAAUGGCAAGGGGCGAAAAAUAGACACAAAAACAUAUCAGAAAAUAUAUGGACUUGUAUGAUUUAUUCACUUACACUUGUACACUCACACUAACAUACUUCUGAAGAGGCCAUCAGGGUGCUAAACAACUAGUAAUCCUCAGGAUUUCAAAUAUAUUUCUCUGACAUAAUUGCAUGUCAGCUCCAUUCAGAUGUUUCUCAGAGCGAAAUAGACCAGAGGGCGAGUGAGAGGAUGAAAUUAGAACGAAAACCGAGAAGGGGAAGUGUAUCAGAAAGUGUGAAUUUAAAGGGAGACAAAAAAUUGGAAUAAGUUAAUAGUAGGACAUGAAAUGUUAGGUGAAGUAAGGAAAAUGUUGAGAGAUCAUUAAGACAAAGGUAUGUCCCUCAUUCAACUCCCAGAAUUCUCUGUAUGGGGAUAUGUUAUUCCUGCAGGUAAAAACAAGGUUCCAUAAAGCAUUAUUAUUGAAAGUAAAUUGUUAAUGAAUGAAAAACCAUCUUAUGAUAAAUGGAAGUGUGUUUGUUGCUGCAUUCUAUGAUAUUUUAAAUCUAAUUUAAAAAGCACUUUGUAUUAAUGUUAUAAUAUGAAUGAUCGUGAUGGCAUCAGUGUGAUUUAGUUUGAAUGUGUUAUGGAAAAUGUUUUGCAGAAAUAAUAAAAUAAGCUUGGUACGAAUAUAAGAGAUAGUUACAACAGAAUUACUCUCCAUAUAACUUUGCCAAAGCUUGCUACUCAAGUAACAAGAUUAACUUAAGUUUCUCUUGAACUUAGCACUUUAUUUCAAUGUCAAGCAUUAGUGCUUUGCCAUAUUUAAACUAGUAUGUAACAUUUCUUCACAUACGGCUUUCCAGAACUAUUCUCUUUUGAGUAUUAUACAUGAGCUGCAUCAGGAUAGUAAUUACCAUUCAUUUUCAUGUAUUUGUUUCUACAAUGUGUUGAUUUAAUGUCUCUUGUGAAGUACUAAAUUGUUGUUUACCGUGAUGAUGCUCAGGGACCCUAUUUUUAAAAAACCCAAAGCAGGAUUUUGUUUGUUUGUUGUUUUUUUUCCGCUUUAAUCAUAAUACAUGUAUUAAGGUCUCGUAUAAUGAAAUUAGAGUAGUUGAGAGUGAUUUGAUGAUUAGGUUAUGCUUAAGCACUCAAAAAUAUCCACUACAGGGAGUUCUGAUUCUGUCAAAGGUCACUUCCACUACAGUAACGUCCUUAUUCAGGCCAUUCCAGAUGAGUUUUUGAAAGGUCUUGUUUAUCUGUACAUAUUGGUGUGCCCUGAUGUAAAUAUUGUUUUCGGGUUUGAUUGCAUUGUUUUAAUCUCGUUUGCCUAAACCGCACUGAGCAGAAAUUGUUGUUUCUUUUUCGGUACACAAAAUGGAUCGCAGUAUGCACACUCAUUUCACACAAAUGCUUUGCUGCAUAUUUCAUUUCUCCCUGGCACUGGCCAAAGGAAAAAAAUAAGACCCAAAAAGUAUGAAAGCAUUGCUGUUUUUUGUAACAUUUUCAACAGAACUACACACAGCACAAGCAGUCAUUUUAAAAUAUAAUGGCUUUUUAGUAGUUCUUUGCAGGAUAGUACUGCUGCUGAAAUAUAUCAUACUUUUAGGUGUGUCAAAAAAAAAAAUCAUGUCUGCCAUUUUAAACCAGUCACAAGUGCCAAAACAUACUUGCAUGCAAUAUUGUAAAGUCUUAAAUAUUUUGUAUUAAAUGCUGAAGGUAAUGUGUUGAUUGCAGGUUUGCCAUUUUGUGUUGUAUUGUGCUGUUGUACUUGUAACGUUGUAGCACUUCGCUUUACAUGCUUUUGCACUUGACAAAGUCAAAUAAAGAGUCUGACAGCU